This is a messenger RNA of Megalobrama amblycephala (Wuchang bream), 2904 nucleotides long. It is a transcript of the gene tp63, whose product is annotated as tumor protein p63. The coding region runs from base 424 to 2367 and encodes 647 amino acids. Gene Ontology annotation, biological process: protein tetramerization; regulation of transcription by RNA polymerase II; apoptotic process. Gene Ontology annotation, molecular function: protein binding; DNA-binding transcription factor activity, RNA polymerase II-specific; RNA polymerase II cis-regulatory region sequence-specific DNA binding. The transcript has 14 exons. Lineage: Eukaryota; Metazoa; Chordata; Actinopteri; Cypriniformes; Xenocyprididae. Gene Ontology annotation, cellular component: nucleus. The record is from RefSeq and is a predicted model, not a curated record.
UUUGUCACUUUGUUUUUAGACCACGAAAUCAACAAUGUCACCAAAGAAGUGUGUUUUUGGUUGUGAGGGAAAGAUAACCUUGCUUCCCAAUGAACCCAGCGUUAAGUUGAGAGAUUUAGAGAUUUGAGAGAUUUGUUCUCACGCAUAACAUUGAUAUGCUCUCGAUAUUUGUCAUUAAAAUAACAACAGAAAACGCUUUAAAUUAACUAUCAAAAUAAGGAUAAAGUCAUGUCUGAUAAUUGCAAUCACUUUUUUAUUGGUUGAAAUGAAUGGAGAAUAUCUCGUGUUUUUCCGCGGCUGCUCGAGCCCUCAGGGUCGGCACUUAUGGUUUUAUAAACAAGGCCCAGUUCUACCAACCGCAGGUGAUUGAGAGAACCAGCAGCAGCUUGUCUCUCAUGGGCUGAAGGUUCUUUCCUGGCCUCCAUGUCACAAGGCCAAGGCUCUCAGGGUACAGAUAUCCUCGGACAAGACGUCCUCAACCAGCUACUGGAGAUGCUGGACCAGUCUGCACUACAUUCAAUGCAGCCUAUCGAGCUCAACUUUUCUGAGGGCUCUGCGAUCGGAUCAGCAUCCAAUACCAUACAGAUUAGUAUGGACUGUAUUACAAUGCGUGGGCCUGAGGAACCCCUUACACCACAGUAUACAAGUCUGGGGCUUCUCAACAGCAUGGAUCAAAAUGGUGGCUCCACCUCCACCAGCCCCUACAACAACGAUCAUGCUCAGAACAAUGUAACGGCACCAUCACCCUACGCCCAGCCCAGUUCCACCUUCGAGGCCCUGUCUCCAUCACCUGCCAUCCCAUCCAACACAGACUAUGCUGGCCCACACACCUUUGAUGUGUCCUUCCAGCAGUCCAGCACAGCCAAAUCAGCCACCUGGACGUACUCCACAGAGCUGAAGAAGCUAUACUGUCAGAUUGCCAAAACCUGUCCUAUUCAAAUCAAGGUCCUUACUAACCCACCUCAGGGUGCAGUCAUACGGGCCAUGCCUGUCUAUAAGAAAGCGGAGCAUGUUACUGAGGUGGUCAAACGAUGCCCGAACCAUGAACUGAGCCGAGAGUUCAAUGACGGCCAAAUAGCCCCACCCAGUCACCUGAUUAGGGUUGAGGGGAACAGCCAUGCUCAAUACGUGGAAGAUUCCAUUACUGGGCGUCAGAGUGUGCUUGUGCCUUACGAGCCCCCUCAGGUGGGCACAGAGUUCACAACCAUCCUUUACAAUUUCAUGUGUAACUCCAGCUGUGUUGGUGGAAUGAACAGACGGCCUAUUCUUAUCAUCGUCACUUUGGAAACCAGAGAUGGUCAGGUUUUGGGCCGACGGUGUUUUGAAGCUCGUAUCUGCGCCUGUCCUGGACGCGACCGCAAAGCUGACGAGGACAGCAUCCGCAAACAGCAUGUCAGCGAUGGCACAAAGAGCAGUGAGGGUACGAAACGCCUUUUCCGCCAGGCCUCUCACCUGUCUCAGCACCCCUCCAUCAAGAAGCGAAGAUCCACCGAUGAGGAAGUGUUUUGUCUGCCUAUUAAAGGCCGUGAAAUCUAUGAGAUUUUGGUGAAAAUCAAAGAGUCUUUGGAACUCAUGCAGUUCCUCCCUCAGCACACUAUUGAGUCAUACAGACAGCAACAGCAGAACCUACUGCAGAAACAGAGCUCUCUGCCACCCCAGCCUGCCUUCGGUUCCAGCUCACCCACCCUCGGCAAGAACAAGCUGCCAUCAGUCAGUCAGCUCAUCAACCCCCAACAGCGCAACACACUCACCCCAUCCAGCAUGGCUGGAGGACUAACUGACAGUUUAUUACAGUCUCAACACUUUCCCCUCCCUUCAGUGACCCCUCCCAUGAUGGGCGGCCCUGUUCCCAUGAACACGGACAUGAGUGCCCUGAGCCCCACCAACCCCCUGCAGCCUCAGUUACAAAUGGUGCCCUCCUCUCACUGCACACCUCCACCACCCUACCCAAUGGACAACAGUAUUUCCAGCUUCCUGUUGAGGCUGGGCUGUUCAGCCUGUUUGGACUAUUUCACAGCUCAAGGACUGACCAAUAUCUACCAGAUUGAGAACUACAACUUGGAGGACUUGUCCAGGCUGAAGAUUCCCACAGAAUUCCAGCACAUCAUCUGGAAAGGAAUCAUGGAGUACCGGCAGACCAUGGAGUUUUCUCCACCUCCCCACAUCUUGCGCACCUCUAGCGGGACAUCCACCGUCAGCGUGGGCUCCACCGAAGCCAGAGGCGAGCGCGUAAUCGAUGCGGUGCGCUUUACUCUCCGUCAGACCAUUUCCUUCCCUCCGCGGGAUGACUGGACCGAUUUCUCCUUUGAUCUGGCUCCAGAUUCUCGCCGCAACAAGCAACAGCGCAUCAAGGAGGAGGGCGAAUGAACAUACAUACAAACAUACAAUGGCAACAGUGUACAUUUACUGUACACACACACACUCUCUGUUUUAUAUUAGCACACUUGGUGUUGGUCCAGAUCGUUUCACAGUUUUCCUAAGCAAGUGAUGAUUAAAAAAACUGUGAGCCUCAUAGUCUAGUUCACUUACACUUAAAUGGGCAGAUAAAAUGCACUUAAAGUCCUUUAUGGUUUCAUUUUCUACUGGUGGAUUUAUCUCUGGUUGUCAUUUCAAGCCCCUUUAUUGAAUGCAAGCAGCUGUGGCUGAGGGGAAAUGGUGCUUUGCUAGAUUUUGUCAUUUUUACUGUUUCUUGAGACGAAGCACUUAAGAAAUGCUGUUGUUACUACUCAUAAAAUAAACACUGAACGUUUGGGGUUUCAUUUUUUCUUUUCUUUUCUUUUUUUUUUUUUUACAAGGCCAAAGGUAUAUUUCAACGUGUUGUUCUUUUUUUGUAUAAAAAAACAAACAAAACAAAACAAACUUUAGUGUUAAUUGUAACCAAUGUUGAAAUAAUUCCCUGCGGUU